This is a messenger RNA of Suillus paluster, 1533 nucleotides long. Its product is annotated as WD40-repeat-containing domain protein. NCBI's taxonomy places the organism in Eukaryota, Fungi, Basidiomycota, Agaricomycetes, Boletales, Suillaceae. Bases 1 to 1533 code for a protein of 510 amino acids. Gene Ontology annotation, biological process: DNA-templated DNA replication; rRNA processing. The transcript has 7 exons. Gene Ontology annotation, molecular function: protein binding. Gene Ontology annotation, cellular component: nuclear pre-replicative complex. The record is from RefSeq and is a predicted model, not a curated record.
AUGAUUCUGCAGGAAGUCAUCCUAUGUGCUACUGCACCCCAGCCCUCCGCAUCUGGCUCAGGCUCAAUCGUUCUCCAUGAUAUACAGACCGGUACGUCGCUCGCGUCCUUCAAGCAAUCCAGCUCUGCGCCGCACUGUACUUCAUUCAUCGAAACGCGCGACGGCCAAGGAGGGUUCAUCCUCGCCGCACAACAGGACAAAUCCAUCCUAAAUGUUUACAACUUCCAAAAGGACCAACUCGCUCUUAAAAUAGUCUUACCUGAGAGGCUUUCGUGCAUUGCGCUAGAUAAUUCGGGAAGUUUCUGCGCAGGGGGAACGACCCAAGGUCGAAUAUAUCUGUGGGAGGUCGCGUCAGGCAUAUUGUACAACUCUUGGGACGCCCAUUACCGCCACGUUAAUGUCCUCAAAUUCACACAUGACGGUGCUGCCCUUAUCUCAGGCAGUGAUGACUCUGGUGUCAGUGUCUGGUCCGUGGCAAGACUUGUCGACGAUGAUGCGCAAAAUGAACUUCCGACGCCAUAUUGUACACUAUCAGACCACACCCUACCCGUAAAAGACAUCGUUUGCGGCCUCGGCGCAUUCCCUACUUGUCGUGUCCUCACCGCGUCCUUGGACCAUAGUGUCAAACUCUGGGAUCUGUCUUCUCAAUCCUUGUUGACCACCUUCCACUUCCCGAAACCCAUAUCGUCAGCGGUUUGGGACAUCACCGAACGCUUGUUUUUCGCUGCAUCACCAGAUGGCUCCAUAUACCAAGUCAAUCUUUUCCGCCAGCGAACUGAAAAACACGCUGGUCAGACGAUUGAAGCCGUUGGAGGCGCAGGCGUCAGCGAUAUCAUCCGCGUCGCCGAUGAGGACAAGCAGCAGCACCAACCGAUAACAGCCCUCACUAUCUCCUUUACUAGCUCGCUUCUUCUUGUGGGCACCGCCGCGGGGCUCAUCCACCUCUACGACAUCGCCUCCCACCAGCUCCUGCGUACCAUCUCGACACACAAGGGCCUGUCAAUAUCCCAUCUCGCUACCAUGCUGAAGCCACCGGACCUCGUCGGGCACAUUAGCCUGUCCCUCAACCUCGGGAGCUCCGCUGAUGCGAAGGACGUCAUCCCCGUGCACCCUGUUGUGCCGUUCCAUCGCACGAAGGAUACCAAGGCAAGGGAGGCGCAUGAGGUGAUGAUGAUGCUUCCUGUGCAGGACGAGACCCCUGGAGGCAUACCAAGCGCGUAUGACUACCCCGAAGCCGAGUUCCAACGGGACUAUGCGUUUUUCGUACAACCCAAUGCCAUGGGCACAUCAGAGGCAUCGAGUGCGCGCGUUGCCGAGCUUGAAGCUGAGAUCGAGAAUUUGAGAGAACAACUUGGGAAGGCGAAGGGGAUUAACGACGUAAUGUGGGAGACGGUCGUGCAGAAGGUCAUGACGCAGGAAAAGCAAAAAGUAGUUGUGGAAGGCGGGAGUGCUACUGUACCACGUGAGGUCGAGGAUCAAGAUGAUGUAGAGAGGCCGAGAAAGAAAGGUAAGAAGACGGAAGGUAACAAGUAA